UUGUGAUAACACGUGAAAUGAGUUCGUUCUGACUACCGUCUGUCUGCGAAGUGCAAUGUUUUAACAGUAAAAAGUGCUAUCAGUCGAGACAAACGCAAAACAUCCACUGCUGAACUGGACAACAAGCAGUGAAGGAUAUUCAAAGUGAAUGCUUACCAGGUUCUGUUCGGAAUAGUGUUCUCAUCGUGUACGGUUCUACUGGAAUCACGUUUCAUUCUUGCUGAUGAGCCAAGUUCUAGUGUCGUUUUGGUACGGUUUGUGAAGUGUGUUGAUCGUGUAUUCUGAAGCGAAGUGUGUUCCCCCGCAGUAAAAAAAAAGGAUAAAAAUUCCUAAAGUGUAAUCUUGUGACUUGGAAGACAGUGCGAAAUCCAGUUCUGGUCGCAGCUCGAAUUAAAAGCCCUGUUGUGUAGAGCAGCGCGACUGAAACGAAUCCGAAGACAUAAAUUAGCGCAGUCAGCUCAGUCCCGCAGCAGCAGCAUCAGCCAGCAAAACAACGGUCGCCGAGCGGAGCACGAAGUUCUGUUUUCAAGAUCUUCACCAACCUUAGAAGCAUUUAAACUCACACAGAUAUGGCAAAUUUGAUCACAGUCCGUUUGCAGCGGGGCGAAGGACAGGCUUGGGGAUUCCGUCUUCAAGGUGGAAAGGAUUUCUCCUCGCCGUUGGUACUACAACGGGUAAAUGGCGGUAGCGUUGCUGAUCAGGCUGGUCUGCUACCGGGUGAUGCCUUGGUUAAGGUCAACAGCACCGAGGUGUUCAAUCUCAGACACAAGGAAGCACAGGAUGUCAUCAUUGCCGCCGGAAAUUCAUUCGAGCUCACAGUUUCCAGAGGUUCUGCCUGGAGGCCCACGGUAACCCCGGUCGGUUCCCUCCCGUCCCCAACACCAACGCUGGCCGGCAACGUAACUCCUGUCACAAAAACAUCGCUGGCUGCCACCCCACAACCAGUCCAGCACAUUGGCAGUGGCCACAAUCAGGCCGCCAAACCGUUCCCUGCUGCUGCGGCCGUUUCGCCUGUACCACCACAGCUACAGCAACAACAUCAACAACAACAACAACAACAACAGCAGCAGGUCAACGGCGGUGAAGGACCAAUCAAGAGCAUCGUAAACAAGCAAUACAACACUCCGGUUGCCAUGUACAGUGACGAAACCAUUGCAGAAACCCUCUCCUCCCAGGCUGAGGUCCUUGCUGGUGGUGUUUUGGGUGUCAACUUCAAGAAAAAUGAACGGGUUUAUUCGCCAGCCAACUCCGAGGUUUACAAGCUUUUGCACGAGCAGGGCAACGAACCAGAGCCAGUAAGCGUCUACUCAAACAAAACUAAUUAUUCAAUUCACAAACUGGAAUCAGCAUCUUCACAUUUCUAUGCAACGCAAAGUCACGCGAUCGGUGGUUACGCAACUGCCGGGCGACUUCCGGUGGGACCGUUGAACAAACCGAGAUCACCGAUUCCACCCCAAAUGCAUCAGCAGCCACCAUCCGUUCCACCGCAUGGACCAGCGUCGGAUUCGUCCCCGGUCCCGGUUGCUCCACUGGCUCAGCGACCAGCCCCGCAGACCCUGCCGAGAGCAGGCAUCCCGCCCAGGAUUCAUCAAGAUGGCGUGUUCGUGCGUAUCAAGGACAAAAACCUCCACGCUGAUUGCUUCAAGUGCGCCACCUGUGGAUCAUCACUUAAAAAUCAGGGAUAUUUCAAUCUCAACAACAAACUGUACUGCGACAUCCACGCCCGACUGGCGGCCAUGCAGAGCCCACCGCCCGGCACCAACGGAAUGGUUCCGGUUGCCAUCACCAAACCCGGACAAAAAACUGGAGUCCAGGCAAUCUCAGCCGCUCUCAACGCCCACGCCAAUCUGAACGGUCGUUCCUUGUCACCGUACGCCAAUAAUCACCUGCAGCACCAAACAACGAGCAGCGGAGGUAGCAAUACUCAGUCUCCGUCACACUCUCGAUCGAGCAGUACGACUUCAUCGAGCGGAUACUGCAAUUCGAAUUCCCUUUCGCCGGUCCAAUCGAACAAAGUGUCUCCACGGCACUCGCGAACCAGCAGUGAGAACGAACUGAUCCUCGAACCAUCGUCCAACGGCGUCAGUGCCUCGUCAAGAUUCGGUACCUUCACUACGCAGUGUGAGUUUAAUUUUCCACCACCACCGCCGCCGCCACUAGCAGGACCACUUUCGUAUCCGUACCGCAGCAUGGAAAAUCCGGAGGGUCCAGUCGAAACACUCCAACAGUUGCAGCCUCCAGUUGAGGCGGUCGAUCCGGCUUCGUUCGGUCCGAAUGGGCUGGUCGUAGCUCAGGAGCAGAGCGCCGAUUCAACGGAUGCUGCCACCAACGGAGCUGUUACGCAAAACGAUUACGGAUUUUUCUACAAAACCAUCGGUGGAUCCGUCAUUCGCAGUGUAUUUCCACCCGGAACUAGCUCGCGCUAUAAGAACCAGAAUAACAUAACCCCGAAACCAUUCGGAGCACCAUUGCCGGUUAGCUCUCUGGCGCAACCACCGGCAUCCUAUCCGCCCGUAGCCGGGAGCGUACCAACUCCAUUCGCGGCGGCUGUAACCGGUCAGUCCCAAGCUCCGGCCCCCGCUGCUGCCAUGGCUCCGUUGCCAGCUUCCUAUCCACCGGCGGCUGCACCGGCACCGGCUCCGGUUGCGAUCGCUCCUGUUGCUCCGGCUCCAGCUCCAGCUGCUGCUGUGCCAACUCAACAAGGUGAUGCGACGGAAGAGGAACACGUCCAAGAACAGGUACAGAAACCAGCCGAAUCUCCCGUCCCAGUCUUCACCUGGCCUCCGAAGCGCAUAGAGGAUGAAACUGUCCCUACCGCAUCUCCUAUCUACAUCCCGCCUCCGGAAACCCAGCGAGUGGUCACCAAACAACCAAUCUUGGUUCCGCCACCACCGCAAUCCAAAGACAUAAGUAAAUCGGCACCAGAGCUGAGUAGGAAACAAAGUGAGGUACAAUGUGUGGAGGUACAGCGAAACGAAGAACAAUACCAACAACAGCUGAUACACGAAGAAGAAUGCUAUGAGGUCUACACCACCACGACCGCUUCCACGUCCGCUUCCUCGGAGUCGUAUCGAAUGUAUACGACGCAAACCUCGCAACCAAUCGUAACCUACUACGACACGCCAAUUAUGGAGAUGGAAAAUCCAUUCUUGUCAGGCCAACGAAGCAACCAGGCUAGCACCGGGGCAAUGUCCGAUGCUUCGUACACUCACUUUGUAUUCCGUGACACUCCGCUAGUGGAAUCCGUUGAACCCUCCAUGGAGCCAUCCAUCGAACCGGAGUGCAUAGCGGAACGUUCGAAAUCUGCUCUCGAUCGCGGUGGAACCAAACAGCAGAAACGUGUCGAGUUUCUUGAUUAUAGCAAAGAACUUGCAAACUACCUGCAGGCUGAAGAUGCUAAACGGGCUGCCGAACAACAGAGUCAGGUAGAGAUUGAGGAAAUCACCGAAGAGUUCACGAUACCACAUUACGAGCUUCCAUACAUUAAAUCACCCAAUCCCAUGAUCAAUUUACCCAAAAAAAUCGUUCCGAACCCCGUCCCCAAGCAGUGGCAGAGCAAGCUUGUACAGGCCCUGUGUACCGCUCCGAGAGAUCCGAUUCGUCUGACCAAUGAACAAAUCGAGGAAGCAAACUUCAUGAAGUCCCGUAACGAGGCAUACCUGAGGGAACAGGAAGAGAAUAAGCUACGUCAGUUGGAGGCUCUGAAAAGGCAAGUGGAUGCAUUGGAGCGUCGUAUGGCGAAGAAGAAAGAACCCGAACCCGAACCGGAACCUCAACCGUAUCCUCCACUGGAGAUACCGCGGAAAGGUUCAGUAAUGGCCAAAGUACUUGCAAGUUCAACCACCAAAUCGGAACGAUUUCCCAAAUAUCUCCCCGCGCCGGCAGUUUCACUUCCUCCGGACUCGGUUCCAUAUUUUCCUCCUCCACACACGAUGGAACCGAUUCGGAGCGAAAAAAUAUCAUCCAUGCGCGCAUCACCAUUCCUGGAAGCGUUGACUACAGCUCCUUAUACUCCGUUUCAGAAAUUUGGUCGAGAAAUACCUUCGCAGAUGGAAAAUAUGCCAGUGCCUACUGGUCGAGUAUCGAUGAUGGAAGCACUGGCAACCGCCCCGGAACGACCCUACACACCAUUUUCCGAGGUGCAAUUCGAGCGAUCCGAGAUGUAUCAGAACCUACUAAAAGAACAACCAUCGAUCCAGAUUGAUCCGGAGAAAAAUUAUUCCGCUUUCGCUAGCGUAGCCGGGAAUCGAUCACCGAUUCCAUUCAAACCAGUAAUGCCGGAGAUUCGAGACGAACCAAUUGAAGAACCGAUUGCAGAACCUGAACCGGAACCGGAACCGAAACCGGACCCGGAACCCUUACCUGUCGUAGAGCAGAAACGUGAAAAUCCAGAGCGCAAAGUUCCACCAUAUCCAAGAAAAGACUCUGGGGUAGAACAUUAUUCGCUGGCUCCGCGAAGGGAGGUGAAGUCACCUCUCAACCACCCUGCGGAGAUUCCGACAUACCAGCGUAAGUGGUACAAUCUACCGACUCAGAAUCCUUCGCGCACACCGGAAUCGGAAGAGCUCCGUCAGAACGUGCCGGUGGCAUUUGUAGAUACUCAUUCUAUGUCCCAUCUUGCCAAGCCUGUCGCACAAGCUGUAAAUAUUAAAGAUCAGGCUUCACUGAAGAAAACGCAUGCAUUCACAACCAUUCAAAACCGUAUCAUCCCAGUCAUACAGACGCCCCUGGAGGAGGAUGCCGAGUUGGCACAGUACAACAAUGCCCAUUCACGACUCCAAGCCAAGGGCGUAGUCGAUCGUGGUCAGUCAUUCACUCCGUCGCUAAUACUUUCUAAGCACUCGACCACGAUUCCGUAUUAUCAACAUCAAUUGGGAUUCGAAGAGUAUUUUGCAGAAUCCAAAGAAUUUGACGGACGCCGUACUCCGCAGCCGGUUCGUAAGUCACCGGCCUUCGGUCCCCCUCCGAAUCCAUUGAAAGCACACGUGCCGCCUUCCCGUGAGGGCAUCCCCGUCGAAUCGGGAUUGUAUCUAUCAAUGGGUAAGCUACACGGUGUUCCGUGGUAUACCAAUAAAGAUCAUAUUCCGGCAGAUAUUCAGCAAAAAAUGCAACAACAGCAGCACGGUAUGGGUGGAGGGUAUACUGCUCCCCGUCAACAGAGUACAGUUAGCUAUCAACAUCAAAAACCGAUGACAACUCUCGUAGAGCAGCGUGACGAAUCGACCGUUCAGACCCGUUACCACGAGAGCGCUUUGAGGGAUCCGGCUUCGUCUGAAAGAACAACGGCAAGCGCAUCACAGGUAGGCAAUGCUUUAAUCCAAAAGCGCACUAGAACAGUUGAAGAGCAUGAGCAUACUGAGGCGACCAAAAACGUUGAAAUUGCUAAAUUUUCCACAAAGAUCAAAGAAGACGAGGCACCACCGAAGGGCUUAGUAGCACAGCAGGCCAGAAGAUUCUCGGGUCAAGAUGAAUCCCUGAAUAUCCCUCCACAGCUGCAGGAACAGCCUACGGCGCAAGAGCAACUACAUCCACAACAACAACAACAACAAUCUGUUCAGUCGUUCCCAACAGCCAAUUUCCCAUCCAGCUUUCCACAAGCAACUAAUACCUUCCCGACGGUAGCGCUCUUUCCCGAACCUGCAGUGGAUAAGUUCCCAACCAAAAGUUCACGCAAAGCAAGUAUACUUUUGCCGACCAUAAAAUCAUCGCAACCGUCCAGUCAAGGUACCGGAUUCAAGGCUCAAUUCAAUGAGUUCAUGGUUGGUGAGGGUGCACUUCUUCCGCAGCGCGAGGGAAGCACCAAAGAACUAACCCAGUCGUGGCCACCGCAACUACCAUCCUAUCUAUCUAACACUAACCCAACCGUCGGAGCACAGUCCUAUAUGAAGCCACCGUUGCCAUCAGCCCCUGCACCUCCAGCAGCUCCGGCAGCACUCAAUGGUCACAGACCUUCUCUUAAUAACAGCAGCAUUGGCUUCAGUAAUAACCUUGCCAGCAGUCGAAGCAAUAAUACUGAUCGAUCUGAUGCUAGCGCAGGUUCUGGAUUACUGAACAAGGGGCGGGCUGCCUGUUCUACCAUCGCUCCAACCCGUGGACGCGGUGUCCUGAACAAGGCCGUCGGACCUGGCGGUCGAGUUCCGCUGUGCGGCUGCUGUAAUCAGCAAAUCAGAGGUCCAUUUAUCACCGCUCUAGGCCGUAUCUGGUGCCCGGAGCACUUCAUCUGUCACAACGCAAACUGCAAGCGCCCACUGGCGGAAAUUGGUUUCGUCGAGGAGAAAGGCGAUCUGUACUGUGAAUACUGUUUCGAAGAGUUCCUGGCCCCAAUGUGCAGCAAGUGCAACACCAGAGUGAAGGGUGACUGUCUCAACGCCAUCGGCAAACAGUUCCAUCCCGAGUGUUUCAAGUGCACCUACUGCGGCAAACAGUUCGGAAACAGCCCGUUCUUCCUGGAGGAAGGCGAUCCUUACUGCGAGAACGACUGGAACGAACUGUUCACGACCAAGUGCUUUGCCUGUGGAUUCCCCGUGGAAGCCGGUGACAAAUGGGUGGAAGCCUUGAACAACAACUACCACAGUCAGUGCUUCAAUUGCACAAGCUGCAAGAAGAACCUCGAAGGACAAAGUUUUUUCGCGAAGGGUGGUCGUCCAUUCUGUAAAAAUCAUGCCCGUUAAGUUGACACUUCAACCGAUGGGCAGACAAAAGAGUAUAAAAAGGGUCAUCUGUUUAUAAGGUUUUAUCUGUUGCACAUAACUUUUUUUUCGGUUGCUAUAUCUACAUAGUGUUAUAACAAAACUCGAGAAACGCGGAGCGAAUGGCGAGAAGUUUGCAUCUAACAUUAACAUGUUCGACACCAAAAAAAAAAUCUAAAUCAACACACACACACACAACAACCACACUUGCACGCAGCCGACGCUACUAUGCAUUGCUUAAAGUAGCUGGUAGUCCUAGCGAUCGACAGUCAUUCAUUAAGAGAAUCAAAACAAAACAAAAAACUAUCCCAUCAAACGAUCUUUAAUCAUAAUCCCAUCAAACAAAUUAACAGCUAUUAUUAUGAUGAGACCAAUAACAUCGAUCAAUCGAGCAAAAGAAUAGGAUGGAAUAGGGAAGAGAGAAUGAGAGAGAGAGAGAGAGAGAAGUACACCAUAACACGCUUUCCGUAGGAAAGCUUCCAAAUUGUAAAAAAAAAACUUACAGUAAUGUUUUGUUAUGUUGACCGUAUGUAAAGUUCAAUGCGUUGGCGCUGCUAGCGGCUGAGAGAAACUUGUAACCCACAUCAUCCACAACGCAAUGCUCUAUCUUUAUAUAUGUAUGUAUUGCAGGAAACAGAGCUAGCUUGAAACAUUUCAUUUGUCGUUGUUGCUCACUGAAAUGUUUCAAGCAAAUGAAAAUGAACGUUUUAGGUAAAAAGAUCUGUCAAUGAAAUGUAAUUUUCUUCGGCCAAUUUACAGAAAAAGCUGUUUUUAGUUGACAGAGACGAGUGGUCAGAAGAAGAGAUGUUAUCUUUAUUUUAUUUAUAUUUUAUUUGAAAAGAAAUGCCUACGCAGGAAUGCAGUACUAGAGUACUUUUUCUUACUUAUUAAAUUUAAAAGCGGCUAUUUAAAUAAAUAAUAAAACAACAAAAUCUGUUUAGCACGGAAAGUUAGUUUAGAAAGUUUAGACAAAAAGAGAAACAUUAUUUACAACCAACUAUGUAAAAAAUUGUUUAAGUCUCACUACUACUUCUUGGUUUAACCGAUAAGCGGAGAGUAGGGAAAAGAAACGAACAUGUGUCCAAAAGUUUUGUGUGUGAUAAAUUGUAAACAAUACGUUUUUAUUUAAAUUUUAUUUAAGCCCAAUAUUGCAGACUAAAAUCGAGGAGAAAAUUUUUCUCUAGAAUGGAACGAAAAAAAAAAGCAGAAGAACAAGAGAGGGACUAUUUAAGGAAUCGCAUUGCUGACAUCGCAGAGAUUAGGAUGCUUUAUGUUUAUGCUUCUGAUAUCAGACAAUAUAUUUGGUUAUUUCAAAUGAAAACUAUAAUGACAAACGAUGUACAAGCGUACGUAGGCAAUUUGAGUUAAUAAAGUGACGAAGUCUUGCACUGUA
Malaya genurostris is the source of this 8082-nucleotide messenger RNA. It is a transcript of the gene Zasp52, whose product is annotated as PDZ and LIM domain protein Zasp. The record is from RefSeq and is a predicted model, not a curated record. The coding region runs from base 570 to 6671 and encodes 2033 amino acids. The transcript has 17 exons. Gene Ontology annotation, molecular function: muscle alpha-actinin binding; actin binding. Gene Ontology annotation, biological process: muscle structure development; actin cytoskeleton organization. NCBI's taxonomy places the organism in Eukaryota, Metazoa, Arthropoda, Insecta, Diptera, Culicidae. Gene Ontology annotation, cellular component: stress fiber; adherens junction; filamentous actin.